UCUACUGAAACAACGACAGUCUUUAGGUUUUGGUUUUGAUCAGUGCAUCAUCUCUAAUCCGUGGACAGUUUCUGUUGUUUAAAAUUGACGAGUUGUGCUAUUGCCAAGGACAGCCAUGAAAAUCACGAUCGCCUUAUUGGCCAUUAUUGGCCUGGUGGCAGUCAGUGCCUACCCACACAAGCCGGAGAAGAAGUAUGCCAGUAAGGAUUUCUUGGCCAAACAGAAAUUCUUCUUCGAAAUUGUCUAUCGUGUUGAGGAUCCCUUGAUGUUCGAGGAAUACAUCAAAUUGGGAAAGACCUUUACUUACGACAAGAGUGAUUAUGUGCAUCCUGAACAACGCAGCGUCUACAUGGAGAAAUUCUACAAUGCCUACAAAUAUGGCGUGACUUUGCCCAAAGGUGAAUUUUUCGGUUCUUUGGCUUUCACUCACUUUGAGCAAAUGUAUGGCUUGUUUGAUUUCUUCUACUAUGCCAAGAACUGGGAAGUCUUCCAACGCAAUGUCUGCUGGGCCCGCAUGCAUUUCAACGAAGGCAUGUUCGUCCAAGCAUUGACCUUGGCCGUUAUCCACCGUGAUGACUUCGAAGGCUUGAUGUUGCCCGCAAUCUAUGAAAUCUUCCCACAAUACUUCUUCAACAGCAAAUUCGUCUACGAAGCUGAGAAAUUCGAUUAUGAUGUCUGGAGCAAAUACAUCAUGUACGAGAAGGAAUACAAGGACUUCAUGUACAAGGACUACUCCCAAUACUUCAAGAAAUUCGACAACUACGAAUACUUCUACACUAAGGACUUCAAGAUGUGGCAAUGGUGGAAACUCAUGGGUUUGGGUGAACACUGGUACGCUGAAGGACAUCACAUGGAACGCGACAACAUGUACAUGUUCAACAAGGAUUCCACAUACUUGGAUGUGAUGAAGAAUGUUAACAUGUUCUACAUGCCUGUUGACUACACCCGUGACGUUUACUUCUUCAACAAGGAAUCUGAGUUGUCCUACUUCACCGAGGAUGUUGAAUGGAAUUCAUUCUGGUACUACUUCAAUAUGGAUUACUUCCCCUACUUGGAUGGCGAUGAUUUCGGUUUGAAGAAGGAUCGUCGUGGUGAAUACUACUUCUACGUUGUCCGUCAAAUGCUCGCCCGUUACUACAUGGAACGUUUGUCCCAUGGCUUUGGUGAAAUUCCCGAAUUCUCCUUCUUCACUGAAGUCGAAUACGGUUACGAUCCUCAGUUGAUCAACUACAACGGUGUUGGCUAUUCUUACCGCAAGAACUACUACGAAUACGAGACCUAUGGCAACUUCGACUACAUGUACUACAUCAUCAACUUCUUUACCCGUGUUGAAGAAAUCAUUACCCAGGGCUACUUCAAGACCUAUGAUGGCAAGAUGAUUGACAUGCGUAAGCCUGAAUCUAUUGAAUACCUCGGUGACAUCAUGCAAGGCAAUUACGACAACUACGACAAAUACUUUGCCACUUUCUGGUACAUGUACGCCCAUAUGUACUUUGCCCAUAUCGAUGACACCGAAUUCUAUGUCCACCCCAAUGUUUUCUUGAACUACGAAACCAUGAUGCGAGAUCCCAUGUUCUACAUGAUCUACAAGAAGAUCACCGAUGUGUUCUUCCAAUUCUACGAAUACAUUGAACCAUACACCCACAAGGAAUUGUACUUCCCUGGAGUUGAAAUUGAGAGCGUUAAGGUCAGCGAUUUGGUCACCUACUUCGAUUUGUUCGAUUUCGAUGUCACCAACUUGUUGAACGACAAGAUGACUUUCGUUGAUGGUCACUUUGUCUGGGAUAAGACCUUGUUGGCUCGUCAAAUGCGUCUCAACCACAAAGACUUCGAUUUCGAAUACACCAUCAAAUCGGACAAGGACCAAAAGGUUGUUGUACGCGCCUUCUUGGGCCCUAAAUACGAUGAAUAUGGUCGCGUGUUGUCUUUGAAGGACAACCGUGAAAACUUCGUGGAAGUCGAUGAAUUCUAUUAUGAAUUGAAAUCUGGUGUCAACACCUUCAAGCGCAGCUCCAAGGACUUCUACUGGACCACUGACGACCGCACCACCUACACUGAAUUGUACAAAUUUGUUAUGUUGGCCUACGAAGGCAAAUACGAAUUCCCCUUGGACUACUCCGAACCUCACUGCGGUUUCCCCGAUCGUUUGGUCUUGCCUCGUGGUUGGGAAAAGGGUAUGCCCAUGCAAUUCUUCUUCUUCGUCUACCCCUUCACUGCUUCGUACGAACCUUACUCUUACAACUACAACUACUCUUGCGGUGUUGGUUCUGGUGUUCGUCACAUUGAUGAGAAACCAUUCGGUUAUCCCUUCGAUCGUGAAAUCGAUGAAUUCGAAUUCUUUGUCCCCAACAUGUACUUCAAGGACGUUAAGAUCUACUACGAAGACACCUUCGAAAAGUACUACGGAUUCAAGUACGAUAAGUUCGGUACCUUUGAUCAUAGCUACUAUUAUAACCACUAAAUAUAGCUGAAUAUUCUCAAGACUGUGCUGUGUUGAGGCAUAGAACAAUGGUAUGUGAUAAUGUGAAUUGUUUUUUAACAAAUAGAAAGCAAUAAAUAAAUGAGAAAAAUAACAAAAA
This is a messenger RNA of Musca domestica (house fly), 2579 nucleotides long. RefSeq names its product arylphorin subunit A4. NCBI's taxonomy places the organism in Eukaryota, Metazoa, Arthropoda, Insecta, Diptera, Muscidae. The record is from RefSeq and is a predicted model, not a curated record. The transcript has 2 exons. The coding region runs from base 116 to 2461 and encodes 781 amino acids.